UCCCCCCUCUCGACCGAGCUCACCAUUGUCCCGCGUAUAGCUUCAUUCAGCCCUCCGCAUCUUUCUCUCCCUCCGCUUCGGCCCUUCGAAAUACCCUCCAAGCCGAACACACCAUGGCCACGUUGCAAAUUCCUACGCGUGGAAAGACAGGAGGAGGAUCAGUGACCAAAGCCGUCAUUUUGGUCGGUGGUCCUUCGCGAGGCACACGAUUCCGUCCACUUUCGCUGGAUCUGCCCAAGCCUCUCUUCGAAGUCGCGGGUCACCCUAUCAUCGAGCACUGCUUCGCCGCCAUCACUCGCGUACCUGAGAUUCGCGAGGUCUUCAUCGUGGGCUACUACGACGAGUCUGUCUUCCGGGAUUUCAUCAAAGACUGCUCUCGUACCCACCCUCAUAUCAGCAUCAAGUACCUCCGCGAGUACCAAGCGCUGGGAACCGCCGGUGGACUCUACCACUUCCGCGAUGCUAUCCUCAAAGGCCGACCGGAUCGCUUCUUCGUGCUCAACGCCGAUGUGUGCUGCUCCUUCCCGCUCGAGCAAAUGCUCCGCCUGUUCGAGGAGAAGGACGCAGAAGCCAUCAUCCUCGGCACCCGCGUAUCCAACGAUGCGGCUACCAACUUCGGCUGCAUCGUCAGCGAUGCUCAUACUAAGCGCGUGUUGCACUACGUCGAGAAGCCAGAAUCCCACAUUUCCAACCUGAUCAACUGCGGCGUCUACCUCUUUUCCACGGAAUCCAUCUUCCCCUCCAUCAAGUCGGCCAUCAAACGCCGCGCCGACCGACCUCGUCUGCUGUCAUACCCAUCUUCCGACAACCUCGACGCCCAAUACACCCCUGCAACCGGUGACGAUGAUGACGACAACACCAAGAACGAAGUCAUCCGUUUGGAACAGGACAUUCUCUCCGAUUUGGCUGACAGCCGUCAAUUCUAUGUCCUCGAGACCAAGGACUUCUGGCGCCAAAUCAAGACUGCAGGCUCCGCAGUGCCCGCCAACGCUCUCUACCUGAUGAAGGCGUUCCAGCAGCAAUCAGACGAGCUCGCCAAGCCUUCCGCUAACAUUCUGCCACCCGUAUUCAUUCAUCCUUCCGCGCAAGUCGACCCCACCGCCAAGCUCGGUCCGAACGUAUCUGUCGGUCCUCGCGCUGUGAUCGGAGCGGGAGUCCGCAUAAAGGAGUCUAUCGUUCUGGAGGAUGCAGAGAUUCGCCACGAUGCGUGUGUGUUGUACUCAAUCAUCGGAUGGAACAGCAGAGUGGGAGCUUGGGCAAGAGUCGAGGGUACGCCUACGCCGGUCAGGGAACACAGCACGAGCGUGGUGAAGAACGGAGUUAAGGUGCAGAGCAUAACGAUCUUGGGCAAGGAGUGUGCGGUGGCGGAUGAAGUACGGGUGCAGAACUGUGUGUGCUUGCCGUAUAAGGAGUUGAAGAGGGAUGUCGCCAACGAGGUUAUCAUGUAAAGAGGCCGUUUUUCCAUCAUGGACGGAAUAUCUGGAACAUGCAAAAGUCGUUCACAAGUCACAUAGAAGAGAAGAAAAUUCGCAAGACGAAACAGACAAAACUCGACCGCUUUCUGGAGCUCUCUCGUUUCUUGCCUGAACAGUCCACAAAGAAGGUUUGUUUGACAGUCUUCCUCGCACUCUUGCUCAGACCCACUUGCAGGCAAUGGGCCAACGAAGGGCAUACAAUCGCUUCCCGUUGUACUCAAAACCGCCGCUUCCUCGGAAGAUAGGCUAUUCUUGCAAUCUUGCCA
Molecule: messenger RNA, 1741 nt
Organism: Zymoseptoria tritici IPO323
Lineage: Eukaryota; Fungi; Ascomycota; Dothideomycetes; Mycosphaerellales; Mycosphaerellaceae
Exons: 4
Coding region: 114-1448 (444 amino acids)
Biological process (GO): biosynthetic process
Cellular component (GO): cytoplasm
Molecular function (GO): transferase activity
Source: RefSeq, a predicted model, not a curated record